AUGUCGCACUUUGACACCCUUCAGCUCCACGCCGGUCAGGAGGUGGACCCGGCCACGAAUGCGCUCGCCGUGCCCAUCUACGCCAACUCGUCGUUCGCCUUUAACGACUCGGCACACGGUGCUGACCUCUUCGGUCUGCGCAAGUUUGGCAACAUCUACUCGCGUCUGAUGAACCCCACCAACGAUGUGUUCGAGAAGCGUAUGGCUGCGCUCGAGGGCGGUGCUGCCGCGCUCGCCACCUCGUCCGGCCAGGCCGCGCAGGGCAUGGUGGUGAUGGGCCUCGCCGGCGCCGGCGACAACAUUGUGUCCUCGUCGUACCUCUACGGCGGUACCUACAACGCCUGGGCCAACCUCUUCCCCCGUCUCGGCAUCACCACCAAGUUUGUCAAGUCGGAGAAGCCCGAGGACUACGCGGCGGCGAUCGAUGCCAAGACCAAGGCGAUCUACAUCGAGUCGAUCGCCAACCCCAAGUACAUCGUUCACGACAUUGCUGCGAUCGCCAAGGUGGCGCACGACCACGGCAUCCCGCUCGUGGUGGACAACACGUUCGGUGCGGGCGGCUACCUGGUGCGCCCCAUCGAGCACGGUGCCGAUAUUGUGGUGCACUCUGCGACCAAGUGGAUCGGCGGCCACGGCACCACCAUUGGCGGUGUGAUUGUGGACAGCGGCAAGUUUGACUGGAGCAAGAGCGGCAAGUUCCCGCAGUUCACCGAGCCCUCGGCGGGCUACCACGGCCUCAAGUUCUGGGAUACGUUUGGCCCCAUCACGUUUGCCAUCUACCUGCGUGUGGUGAUCCUGCGUGACCUGGGUCCGUGCCAGAACCCGUUCGGUUCGUUCCUGCUGCUCCAGGGUCUCGAGACGCUCUCGCUGCGUGUGGGCCGCAUUGUGGAGAACGCGCUGUCGCUGGCCAAGUGGCUCGAGCAGCACCCUCAGGUGUCGUGGGUGUCGUACCCGGGUCUGGAGAGCCACCCCUCGCACGAGACGGCCAAGAAGUACCUGCAGCGCGGUUUCGGCGGUGUGCUGUCGUUCGGCAUCAAGGGCGACGCGGCGAAGGGCAGCGCCUUCGUCGACAGCCUCAAGCUCGCCACCAACCUGGCCAACGUGGGUGACGCCAAGACGCUCAUCAUCCACCCUGCGAGCACGACGCACCAGCAGCUUAGCGACGAGGACCAGCUGUCGUCCGGUGUGACCAAGGACCUGAUCCGCGUGAGCGUCGGCUACGAGUGGAUCGAGGACAUCAAGGCCGAUUUCACCCAGGCGUUUGAGAAGACCUCGGGCGUCAAGGGCGACGUCAGCUCGGGCCAGACCGGUCCCGCCCCCGGCCUUUCGGGCUCUGUGUAA
Moesziomyces antarcticus is the source of this 1341-nucleotide messenger RNA. Its product is annotated as o-acetylhomoserine (thiol)-lyase-like protein. Gene Ontology annotation, biological process: transsulfuration. The coding region runs from base 1 to 1341 and encodes 446 amino acids. Gene Ontology annotation, molecular function: transferase activity, transferring alkyl or aryl (other than methyl) groups; pyridoxal phosphate binding. The record is from RefSeq and is a predicted model, not a curated record. NCBI's taxonomy places the organism in Eukaryota, Fungi, Basidiomycota, Ustilaginomycetes, Ustilaginales, Ustilaginaceae. The transcript has 2 exons.